Molecule: messenger RNA, 752 nt
Organism: Postia placenta MAD-698-R-SB12
Lineage: Eukaryota; Fungi; Basidiomycota; Agaricomycetes; Polyporales; Adustoporiaceae
Exons: 3
Coding region: 1-525 (174 amino acids)
Source: RefSeq, a predicted model, not a curated record
AUGCAGUUGCGCCUCUCUACACUGCUCGCCCUCGUCCCCGCCCUUACCACGAGCCUAGCGGCAAGCGUCCCCCUCAGACGCCAGGCCGUCGUAGCCGCGCACGGCUCGAUCUCCCUCCCAGGCACGUAUGACGCUAUCGCGCCGGGUGCGACGUUCGACUUCGGCUUCGACUCGGUCAACUACUGUGAGUCGGGCUACGAGCCCGUCACCAUCUGGUUGCUCGAAACGCCGCCCACCGUCGAGGACAUGACCACCAAUGGCACGUUCGCCACGGGCACCUAUCUGUUCGAGUUCGGCGAAUGGUUGGUUCCUAACUUUGGGCUCCCCGAACAAGACCCUCCGCCGCCGCCUUCUAGCCUGGCAAUGCCGGACUUCUCGACACAGGAAUAUGGCUCUCUGUUCUUCUCGAACGCGACCUUUUAUCUGACAGUGGUCGAGACGUACCUGGAUUGUCCCGGCAACGUCGCGAAGGAGUACGGCGUCACGUCCACCCCCGUCAUCUAUAACGCGACGUCAAGUCUUUGACCGUGUCUGAAUCUCAUUGAGAGAUGCAGUUUUAUGGACAUUUCCUUUCCCCCUAUGCAAAAGGCUAUGGGCGUCGGGUGCCUCGUGCUUAACGGAUCAAAAGCGACUUGUUACUUUAUUCGGUCCUAUCAGUGGAAGGUUAUAGAUAUCCUUUUGUAUAGACGAUCUACUUCUACGAUAUUCGCGGUACCCAGCUACCAUAUGGGAAUGGCAUAGACUUUGCAGAU